UUGGUGUUCCAAUCUUGUAGCAGAAUGUCUUAACUCUGUCAACUGUUUCGCCUAUUUCAUAAUGUCGAGUGAGGAGCCUGUUACAGCCAAUGAAAUAGAAGAUACCCCAAAUGGUACCACUGGAACAUCCAGUAACCACCAGCCAAUUUCAUGGAGAAACAAUCCUCACAGGUUGUUGACUGUGGAAAUAGUCAUUUUCCUUUAUCUCACUGGUAUCAUUUUGGAAAUCCCAGUUAUACAACAGUACUUAUAUCACAGAGCUAGGGAAGAACUGAAAGUACCUGGAGAAGAUGAAAAUGAUACCAUCUGUAAUCCUCGUUAUGAAAAUAGUUCUGAACAUAGCAUGGAUGAUAAAGUGCACAAAAAAGCCUCACAAUACAUUUUAUGGGUGAGCAUGGCACUUACACUCCCUGCCAUAUUCACGGCUUGUUUCCUUGGUUCAUGGUCAGACAAAAGGGGACGAAAGGGACCCAUGAUAACUGCAUCUGUUGGAAGUGCUUUGGAUGCCUUGAUUAUUCUGGCAGCAAUUCAUUGGAAACUUCCAAUCUAUGUCUUUAUGAUAGCAAGUGCAUUGGCUGGCCUAGGUGGUUAUUAUCCUACUAUGGUUCUUGCACUGCUUGCGUAUGUUGCAGAUACAUCCCCACCAGAUUCCAGAGCUCUAAGGCUUGGUAUUCUAGAAGCUAUUGCAUUUAUUUGUGGAACAGUAGUGUAUUUUGUCAGUGGAGUAUGGAUCAAGAAUUAUGGCUACCAGUCUAUAUAUCUGGUGAUACUGUCUUUACAUUUACUCAAUCUUGUGUAUGUUGUAAUCCUUCUCCCUGAAUCAUUACCCCAGGAACUAAAGAAGAACAAAGCAGUCUUAUCCUGCAAUAGUAUUAAAACCAUUUUUACAGUUUACUUUAAGAAGAGAUUGGGACGUUGGGUCCUCAUCACUCUCCUCAUCUGUGCAGUUGUUGUUUACUUAGCUGGAUUUGUUGUACAAACAUUGUUGGUUCUCUUUGGUAAGAGAGACCCUCUCUGCUGGGAGUCAUCUGUUAUUGGUUAUUUUCUUGGGACAGCAUUGUUUUCGAAAGCUGUUGGAGCUGUGGUUGGUAUCAAACUUUGUUCAUGUUUAGGCGUUUCAAACUUUGGUGCUGUUCAAAUUGGAAUUAUUUUUCUCAUGGGGAGUUUAAUAAUGAUUGGAUUUUCUAGGACCACAUUGGAAAUGUUUUUAGCCACCAUUGUUGGUUUCUUUAGUGGUGUCCCACAGCCUUGUAUCAGGGCUGAAAUGUCCAGGUUGGUCAACAAAGAGGAGCAAGGUUCUCUUUUUGCUGUUCUAGCAUCUCUGGAGAGUCUGUGUAAUUUUUUUAGUCAGCUGAUUUUUAAUCCACUUUACACAUGGACUGUAACUGAACUCACAGGAGAAUAUGUGGCAGGAAUUACCUUCUUCAUCAAUGCUGGUCUUCUUCUCAUUCCUAUGGCUCUUAUUUUGGUCAUUCAGAGGAGUAAACCUUCAAAGCCAAAGGAAUUUCCUCCUCUUCUUGACAAUGAAAAUCCAGCAAAGUCAUACAGCAAGCAGGAAAGGAUCUAACUUCAAGUCAUCUGGUCUCAGUUGUUGAAAUGGUGCAUAAUGCAGUAUAUUUUGUCAACAUUUAUCAGCUGAAUACUUAUUGAUAUCUGUUGAAUAGCAUUAUCCACCCUUUUAAUUACUGGGCCUUGCUAUGCUAACAUGAAAAACACAGAUAUGUAUAACCAAAAACUGAACGUCAAAAGAUGGUUUAACCAACUAUCUUGCUGCUUUAUUUGCAUCACAAUUGUCUGAGAACUGAUUCCAUUUUGUGUGUAAACACUUAGCUAUUAUCCUUUCAAUCUACACAAUGUUAGAUGUCUUUUGCUAUUAGAGCAGUUUUCAAUGGAGUAUUUAAUGUGAUCCUAAAAUACUUUAGUUACUCUGUGAUUGGUCUUGCAAAAACUCUUGCCACCAUCUUAACCAAACAGAUUCAAAAGUAAACCCAACCCCAACUUGGUCACUUUUGUUUUCCAGUGCUUCAAGCAGGUUGCCUGUUUUUUACUUUGAGUUGUCAUUAGUUAAUGAUGUUAACUUUUUGUUCUGAUUGAUAAUUGUGAUUACUUUGGUUUUGGCUUCAACUUUCACUUGAAAACUACUCUUACUGUUACAUGUACAUCAUUAAUUCAUUCAAAACAUGGAAGGAAGACAUAGUGUAAUGUACUAUUUGCAUUAGUUACAUGAUGGGGCAAUUGAACUGGCGAUUUUUAGAAAAACACAGAAUGAGUCAAAUAUAUAACAAUUAGCAAAAUGUUCAAUACAAGUUAAUUUGGCUGCAAUGGCCACAAAUUUUACAAAAUCCAGAAAAUGAUAUAAAUUUUUCUACAUGAAUGUAAUGCAAUAAAAUUUUGUAAAUAGUGAGAAAUUGUAGAUUACAAAUGGGGCAGUUUUUGCCAGCACCAUUAUCUGGAAAAGUCAGAAAACCAUGAACCUCUAAAAUGCUAAGGGAAUGUUUGGUAUAUAAUGAGGAGCAACAGUCAACUUGGUGAUUGUAACUCACAAGCAGACAACAGAGAGACAAAUUAGUAUCUACAUGCCAUUACUACUCCUGUGUACUGUUUAUUCUUGUCCCCCUCACAUCUUUGGACUUGUUUGUCACUGUGCAUUAACAAACAGAAAUAUUUAUAGUGUUCAUGGUUUUCUAGAACUUGCAGUAAAAAAGUGUAUAUAACUGAAAUACAUGUGAUGCUCAUUUCUAAAUUCUAGAUGUUGAGAGUGACUUUAGCCAAUGAUUUUCUUUUUUGUCAAAUCAGCAGUGGUAUGAUUUUUAUUAUUUACAGCAGAGUUAUCACCAGAUUAGAACAUCUGGUGCCAGUAUCAAGGAUACAAUAUUUAAUUUUCACAUUAAUGUUUAAGACAAGAAUUUCAAAAGUUGAAUAAAUAAAAUAGCAAAGAAAUAAAACAAAUACUAUU
Molecule: messenger RNA, 2956 nt
Organism: Pocillopora verrucosa
Lineage: Eukaryota; Metazoa; Cnidaria; Anthozoa; Scleractinia; Pocilloporidae
Product: proton-coupled folate transporter
Biological process (GO): transmembrane transport
Cellular component (GO): membrane
Molecular function (GO): transmembrane transporter activity
Source: RefSeq, a predicted model, not a curated record